AUGAACCCGCCGUGCGCCCGCUGCGGGAAGAUCGUCUAUCCCACGGAGAAAGUCAGCUGCCUGGACAAGGUGGCUGUCAUCAUCCCGUUCAGAAACCGGUAUGAACACCUGACCCACUGGCUCCACUACGUCCAGCCGGUCCUGAUGCGUCAGCAGCUGGACUACGGUGUGUACGUCAUCAACCAGGACGGAGACGGAGCGUUCAACCGGGCCAAGCUGAUGAACAUCGGAUUUGUUGAAGCACUGAAGGAAUACGACUACAACUGUUUUGUCUUUUCUGACGUAGACCUGGUACCAAUAGAUGACAGAAACCUCUACAGAUGUUCUGACCAUCCCAGACAUUUAUCUGUGGCUGUGGACAAGUUUAACUUCAUCCUGCCCUACGCCACCAUCUUCGGUGGAGUCUCAGCGUUGUCCGAACAGCAGUUCCUUAAAGUCAACGGCUUUUCAAACACCUUCUGGGGCUGGGGGGGUGAAGACGACGACAUGUCGCAGCGGAUCUCUUACAGACGGAUGUUCAUAUCCAGACCAGACUCCGUCACUGGGAGGUACAAGAUGAUACAACAUAAGAGAGAUUCUCACAACGAUCCAAACCCAAGAAGAGGUCAGAAACUGACAGAAACCUAUUUUAAUAUAAUCAAAGAUGGGCUUAGUACUCUCAGUUACACAGUCAGGGAGAUUAGGAAGGAUUUAUUAUACACUUUAGUUACAGUGGAUGUUCAGGUUCCAGCAGGCUGAUGUGGAUCCAGAUGUUUCUGUUCCACACCUGGACGAUUGGACCAAAACAAAAGUCAACUUAUGAAACAGGGAGAAUAAAACGGAAUAGUCCAAGUUCAUCAACCCAACAAUGCAAGAUGGAACUUGGUUGGUUAUUU
Xiphophorus hellerii (green swordtail) is the source of this 875-nucleotide messenger RNA. Its product is annotated as beta-1,4-galactosyltransferase 1-like. Gene Ontology annotation, cellular component: Golgi apparatus. The record is from RefSeq and is a predicted model, not a curated record. NCBI's taxonomy places the organism in Eukaryota, Metazoa, Chordata, Actinopteri, Cyprinodontiformes, Poeciliidae. The coding region runs from base 1 to 738 and encodes 245 amino acids. Gene Ontology annotation, molecular function: cytoskeletal protein binding; beta-N-acetylglucosaminylglycopeptide beta-1,4-galactosyltransferase activity. The transcript has 2 exons. Gene Ontology annotation, biological process: protein N-linked glycosylation; carbohydrate metabolic process.